CCUAUAUAACCACGACGUUCCACUGAUUGAACGAAGUUAACCGAGUUUUCCGGCAACUAGGGAACGACAGAUCGUGCCCGGUCCCAAUUGGGCCGCUGCUCCGACAAUAUGAGGUUCCGUCCGAGAAUCGCGGUUGCUAUUGUAGUGCUACUGCAGGUCGCUCUUGUUACAAGCAAGGCCCUCGACCAGACUUCGUUGCAGACUCAACAGGUGCAACAGCAACAGAUACCCUACGGUAAUGUAGAAGCUCAAAAGCGUUAUGGAGGUGAUGGAGGUGGUGACGUUAUCGAGCACCAUGAGGAACACCACGCGGAGCAUCACGAUGAUCACCAUGAUCCCGGCUAUUGGAAGAAGAAGCUCAUCUGGAAAGAAGGCUGGAAAAAAAUUUGGAAACCCGCACAGAAACAAAUUUGGAAACCAGCGUGGAAAAAAAUCCAUAAGCCCGUUUGGGAACCCACCACAAAGGCUGUUUGGAAAGACAUUCAGGUGCCGGCGUGGAAAAAAAUUUGGAAACCAGUGUGGAAAGAAAUUCAAGUGCCUGUUUGGAAGGAAAUCCAAGUUCCUGCCUGGAAAACGGUUUGGAAACCAGUGUGGAAACCUAUAAAGGUACCAGCGUGGAAGGAGAUCCAAGUGCCGGAUUGGAAAAAAGUGUGGAAACCAGUAUGGAAGGAGAUCCAAGUGCCAGCAUGGAAAGAGAUCCAAGUGCCGGCAUGGAAGAAGCUGUGGGUGCCGGAGUUGAUAAAGGUUGGAAUUCCGGGUGAAAAGUAUUUGGGUAAAGAUCCACACGGUUGGGAGUACACGAGUCACGAUCUCUGGAAGAAAAAGGUGGUUUGGAAGCCGGUAUGGAAGAAGUACUGGAAGCCAGCGAAAAAGCAGAUUUGGUUACCGGACAAGAAGUUGGAAUGGAAAGAGGAGUGGAAGCAGAUCUGGAAGCCAGCGAAGAAGCAGAUUUGGGUCGAUGACAAGAAGCUCGUGUGGAAGGAGGAGUUGAAGCAGAUUUGGAAGCCGAGUAAGAAGCUCGAGUGGAUCCCGGACAAGAAGCUCGAGUGGAAAGAAGCGUGGAAACAAAUUUGGAAGACUGAGCAAAAGGAGGAGUGGGUACCGGACAAGAAAUUGGUUUGGAAAGAGGCGUGGAAGCAGAUUUGGGUACCAGCAUGGAAGGAGAUAUGGGUGCCUGGUUGGAAGAAGAUCUGGAAGCCUGUGUGGAUCAGCGAAUGGUUCCCGAGCGAAGAUCACCAUCACCACAAGCCGGCACAUGGAUGGGAAGAUCGAAAGGACAUUCAGGCACAGGCCAGCAACAACGUCGCUUUACCUUACGCUCCGAGGCCGAACGAACAACAAGCGCAACAACAACAACAACAGCAACAACAACAGCAGCAGCAGCAACAGCCCUUGCUGCAGCAAGAACACCAGCAGCCUGAAUUGAGACGAGAAGAUUCUCUGAUACAGCAGCAAGAAGCGCAGCAGGCUCAGGGCCAUGCAUCAAUCACUCACGAUCUCGUCCCUCCACCGGUGGUCGACCCGAGCCAAAGCGAUCCCGCAGCAGCUUGGAAGUUCCCUUCUCGUUAAACAGAAUAUUUCUCCCCGAUGAUGAAACAAUUUUGAUGCUGUACAAAAUUAUCUCAAGGAUUCAACGUAAGGAUAUUGCAGAGUGAAAAAAAAAACUAGCGACCGAUCCGUUUCUCCGUUUAUGUCCUACGACGCAAGCGCAACGGAACUUCGAUCAUUCGAACCUCCGGAAAGCCCUGGAACGUUGCGCUUUCAAUGUUUGUACGGUCAAACCGAUUGCUCCGAAUAACGAGAACUAGUGUUUUGAUGGCUCGACUGAGAAACCAAAACGGAAGAAACAACUUGUACGAAGGAACUGAGAUUAGUGACGUUUGACUAGUAGCCUCAUGGGCAGAGAGCAAAAGUACGAAAGAACCGUGUAAUAUAAGUCCACCAUGUAUAUAUUUAAUCGUAAUUAUUAUGUAGAUAUGAAAUAAGGCUGCCGAUUAAUUUACCAUACGAAGAACGUGGCCAACCAGGAAAUAUGGAAGAGAAAAAGAGAUCGGUGGUCGGCGGGAUGACAAUAAAAAGUCAAGUACUCGCGCCACUUCUGUGCCCUGUAGAACACUCACGAUUUUUUUUUUGUAAAUUAUCGACGUACCAUGUUAUUUGUUUUGAACGAUUGUUGUUUGAUACCGUUGAGAAUAAAACGAUUUUAUUAUA
Molecule: messenger RNA, 2211 nt
Organism: Venturia canescens
Lineage: Eukaryota; Metazoa; Arthropoda; Insecta; Hymenoptera; Ichneumonidae
Exons: 4
Coding region: 109-1569 (486 amino acids)
Source: RefSeq, a predicted model, not a curated record